This is a messenger RNA of Acanthoscelides obtectus, 1410 nucleotides long. The record is from the annotation of a GenBank genome assembly. NCBI's taxonomy places the organism in Eukaryota, Metazoa, Arthropoda, Insecta, Coleoptera, Chrysomelidae.
AGUUAUCUGUUUGUUUCAGGUAUACUAUUGGCAUGUUCCGGAAAGGUUAUCGAAAAACCUUGGACGUAGAUGACCUAUACAACCCAAUAUCAAGUGAUAGGAGUACAGUAUUAGGAGAUAGGCUAGAAAGAAAAUGGAUAAAGCACUUAGAACGCUCAACAAAGCUCGGCAAGAACCCGAGUCUCCUGAAAGUGCUGGUUGCCACGUUCUGGCCAGAGUACUUAUACUUAGGUGUUAUUUCCGUAAUUCUGGACUUGGGCAUUCGGUUAGCGCAGCCUAUCAUGCUGGGCAACCUCCUGGAGUACUUCAGGCCAGGCACCGAAAUUACCAGGGAUGAAGCAUUCAUGUAUGCAGGGGGCUUGGUAGCCCUGAUUGGUGUCAGCGCUAUACUGAUCAAUCAGUACAUCAUGUGUGCUUUCCACUAUGGGAUGAAAGUCAGAGCUGCUUGCUGCGCUCUGAUAUACAGAAAAUCCCUUCGACUGAGUAAAACUGCCUUAGGUGAAACCGCUUCAGGAAAAAUAGUGAAUCUGCUAUCGAAUGACGUUAGUCGAUUCGAUAUUGUAUCUAUAUUUAUCCACCAAAUGUGGAUAGCCCCAGCAUCUGCAAUAAUCGUCAUGUAUUUCCUGUACAAAGAAGCUCAACUGGCUGGAAUCGUCGGUGUGGUCGUUGUGUUUCUAGUAACACCUUUACAAUCGUACACAGGUAAGCUGUCAGCCAUAUACCGCAAGCAAACCGCAAUGAAGACCGAUGAGCGUGUAAGACUGAUGGACGAGAUCAUAUCUGGAAUCCAAGUGAUAAAAAUGUACGCCUGGGAGAAGCCGUUCACCAAGUUGAUCAAGUAUGCCAGGAAAGCCGAACUGAAAGUGGUUACGAAGUCUUCCUACGUCAGAGGCCUGUUUAUGACGUUCAAUCUGUUCACGACAAGGAUGUCGCUGUUCUGUUCAUUGCUGACCAUGGUGCUAAUGCAACAGCCAAUUACUGCCACAAAAGUGUUCGUGUUCAUGUCCUACUUCAACAUUCUCUCCCAAACGAUGUCUACGAUGUGGGUGCGAGGCAUCUCCGAGGUGGCCGAGCUUCUGGUGGCGAUCAGGCGCCUGCAAAGCUUCAUGCUGAAUGAAGAAUUUAUAGAGCACAACAAACCGCAGAACAACAACGGUGCUGAUAUUAGAGCCAUUGACAGUAGGGACGCACUCAACAUCAAAGGUCUCACGGCUUAUUGGAGCACUGGCAGCUCAGACCUAGCUCUAAAGAACAUCUCAUUGAAUGUGAAGAAGAGACAACUGUUAGGGAUCAUCGGACCUGUCGGGAGCGGGAAGAGCUCGCUUUUGCAAACCAUUUUGGGUACGAUUUGAAUGAUAGGGACUGCGUAAAUAAAAGGAAAAUAAGUCAAGUGAAGUAAACUGGUGAUUU